Arachis ipaensis is the source of this 748-nucleotide messenger RNA. Lineage: Eukaryota; Viridiplantae; Streptophyta; Magnoliopsida; Fabales; Fabaceae. The record is from RefSeq and is a predicted model, not a curated record.
UUCGUUUUUAUUCUGGGAACUAUAUCAUCUGUUUUGAAGAAUCAUAAGUGGUGGUUCUCAACUUGUUUAUGUGGUUCUCUUGUGUCAGCUAAUAAACAAAUUUUAUCAUGUGAUCUAUGUCAACUUCAAUGCAUUGAUGCUGUCCCAAGGUGUUUUGUUCUUUAAUUUUAUUCUGUUUUGGUAACUAAUUAUUAUUUCAAUGUUAACUCAAAUUUUCCUUGUUUUCUCCUGGUUUUCAAGAUUCUACUUGAAGAUUGUAGUGUCUCAUGCAAAUGGAAAUAAUAUAUUUGUUCUUAUAGAUCGUGAGGUCGUGCAAAUAAUAAAGACAAGAUGCUCGAGCUUUUUGGAUAAUCACCCAAAGUUGAAUCAGGGAUCUUAUUGCAAAGUUGUUCCAUUGAAACUCAUUUCAAGUCUUUUGCACAAAAAAGUUGUAUUCAUGGUUGAUGUUAGGCCUGUGGGUUAUGAGAUGAAUCGAUCUGUGUAUAUUGUUCAACAGAUUUGGGAUGAUGCCUCCGUUAUUAAUGUUUUUGAGGCUACUGCUGAGAUGAAUGAGCAUAAGAUUCAUGAUCUGGUUGAUUUUAUGCCUGAAGUUGAAGAUGCUUUCAGCCAAUGUGGAAGCGAUCAUGAGGCUGUGGAGGAUCUGCAUGCUUUUUAGUUUGAUCUUCAUGCUUUUUAGUUUAAUAUGUUCAGAUACUACUUUAAAUUAUUGUUUGAUUUGUAAUACAAUGUUAGUGUCUUUUGAAUUCUA